Molecule: messenger RNA, 1464 nt
Organism: Penicillium subrubescens
Lineage: Eukaryota; Fungi; Ascomycota; Eurotiomycetes; Eurotiales; Aspergillaceae
Product: AAR2 splicing factor family protein
Exons: 1
Coding region: 1-1464 (487 amino acids)
Biological process (GO): spliceosomal tri-snRNP complex assembly
Source: RefSeq, a predicted model, not a curated record
AUGCCUCCAUCCCACCAGCCGUCACCGACAAUCCUCCUCCCCCAGCUCCCCCCAAAGACCCUAGUCGGUAUUGACCUCGUCGCAUUCUCCUCCACCGCAAAUUUCCACGGAAUAAGAGACCUACCGAGAGGCUGGCACUUUCUGUACACCGGUACAACAGAGAGCUUUUCGCUCCGAUGUGGUGCAUGGUUCUACGUGGGUGAUAUCAGCUGCGCGGGGAAAGGCGACAACGAGACUGCGCUCGUGGUAGCGCAAGGGCCGCAAGCACUUGCUCCGGAGAUCUAUAUUUGGAAAUGGGACACGCAGACAGAGUCACUGUCUUCGUUGACGGGUGACAAUGACGCGGAUCGUCAGGAGGUUAUGCGCUACAAGGCAAACCUGGGCGCGCUCUGGCAGAGCGGGGGACUGUUCCGGUUUCGAAGUCGGGUAUCCCCAGCUAUGUUGUCGAAUAAGCCCGGGUCAGCGCCGGCUGAGGCCCGUCAAGCUGAAGAAAAUGAGGAAACUGAGGAGGAUGGGCGCAGAGAUUGGCGACAGCUUACGGAUCGGCUAUCACCUGAGCUUAUGUCACGCAUUAUUGGCGAUCCGGAGGUGGAUAUCGAUGGCCAUCCGCGGUGGAUGGUUACUUCUGCCAGCACGGCCAAUCGCGAUGCUGAUCAUAUCCCCGGAGUUGACUCGCCGGCCGUGGAAGAAGAGCCAAAUUCAGGGAAGAUUUUGGAGCAAGAAAAAGAGUUCGGCUUCCUUCCUAUAGAUCUGAAGCGAACGUGGCGAGAAGGCGCUAUCGGACGUGAAAGGACAGAAGCUGCUCAGGAUAAGUCUUGGGCUUUGGGUGAUUUGGUAUUCAAGUACUCCAGUCGUGUACCGGGGGAGGUCACCGUCGAUGAGCGAACUGGUGAAGCACAGUUGCUCGGAGAGCUCCAAUUCACAUUCCUCAUGGUAUUGACCAUGAUGAACUUCUCCUGUCUUCAGCAAUGGAAAAGACUGCUCGAGCUGAUCUUGACAUGUCGGCGAGCAAUCAUGGAUAGAGAAGCGUUUAUGAGUGAGGUGCUUCGCUUGCUGCUACGACAACUUGAAAGAUGCGACGAUGUCGAGGGCGGACUCUUCGAGAUCGAUGGUGAUGAAGGAGGGGAAUUCUUGCGCAAUCUGCUCACGAAGAUUAGACAAUCGGUUGACGAAGUCAUUCCUCAGGGAACUGAGUCAAUGGUCAAGACGGAGCUUGACAAAUUGGAAGUAUGGGUUAAAGAGGAGUAUGAUUGGGAGCUGAAGCGCGACUCCAUUGUGAGAAGGGGAAUGCUACAACUGGAAGAUGGCGAGGAAAUUGAGAUGGAAAUGGCCGAUAAUGACGCAGAUGAGGAAACGGGUGAAUAUGCUCCCAUGAUAGUUGAUUUGGAGGAACAUGAUAAUGUUUCAGUGGCGGAACUGGAAGAAGAGGAUGAGGCCUCGGACCUCGAAGAUACGAGGUAUUGA